AUGUUAGGCAGCGUGGUGACGGACGGGCGGGCUGAGCGGGCUGAGCGGGCUGAGCGGACGGACGGGCGGGCCAAGAUGAAUGGAAGCAAGCAAGCGAGCGAGCGGCAGUGUGGACUCGAGCGUGUUCUGAGUACUGAGGCGGCUUACAAGAGGGUCUUAGAGUCCGAGCGUAACAUACCUGGUUUUGGUCUGUUUGGUGGGACACAGGAGGGCGACGGCUACCAUUACAACUGUACGAGUGAACCCUGCCCCGAGGACUGCACGGGAGCGCCCAACGAGGGGGAAUGCUGCUCUAUAUGUUCAGAAUCUGCAAAUAGAAACAACAACGGAGGCCCUGCAUCUUCUUCCUCCUCCUCUUCCACCUCCUCUUCUUCAUCACCCGUAGCUUCCCCUUCUUCCUCUGCCUCUUCUUCGUCUUCCUCUUCCUCUUCUUCUUACUCCUACCGCUCAACGGACGGGAACGGCGGGGAGGGACGCCUGCCCGCGGAUGCCUCAGCGGGACUUUUCGGGGAGACGGUGACGCCGACGCGGGUGUGUGUGGUGGACGGCAUGAUGUAUAACCACGGGGACACCUUCUCUGCCAACUACAGCCGCGGCGACCACGAGAAAUGCCAACACUGCUUCUGUAACGACGGCGUGGCCCAAUGCCGUACCAAGGUGUGUCCUCCCGUCUCUUGCUCCUCUCCCAUCUACAUCAGGAAGGACUGCUGCCGUGUGUGCCGUGAUGACUCCACCGAGCUCGACUGGGACACCAUGGUCUCCUUCAGCGACCCGUCAGCACCCAAGGGAACAGCAGACCAUGACUGUAAGAUUGGCGGGCGGUAUUUCGUGAACGGCUCCAUCUGGCACCCAGUGAUCGGUCCCUUCGGCGAGAUGGACUGUGUGCUGUGCAAGUGUCUCAACCGCCGCAUUGACUGUUCCCGCCUCAAGUGUCCCAGCCGCGAUAAGCUACAGUGCACCAAGCCUGUCAAGGUCGCCGGACAGUGCUGCCCCGUGUGCCCCCUGACCCUCAUGACCAGCACUGCGCCCCAGCUCUCAGGCAGCACAGUCAGAUGCCUCAACGAGCGAGUCCAGCAGGCUGUAUGGAAGAACGUGGGCGCAGGCAGCAACUCUGGCGUCCUGCAUUACGUGUUCGAGCCGGUGGGCAGCAGGGGCAUGUCGAGCGCCAUCCUGCACAUGCACCGAAUGAUCCUGCGCAGCGGUAACCUGGAGAACCUGGACAUUUACGACAUCACGAGGGACGAGUUCAGAAACCUUCGCUCCACUUACACCUUCUCCCUCUUCGGCGGCACCACCAACAAGCUGAUGAACAAGUUUAAGAACAGAGAGCAGAAGAUCGACAGACGCUGCAAGAGGAACAACCGCUGCUCCAUCAAGGUGGCGAACAUGGACAGGAUGCUGAAAGUCCGGCCGGUGACGCUGCGAGUCCGCUGUGCCCGUGGGGAGAAGGAAAUCUGAGUGGAAGGCGGCGACUAAGGCGGCGGUGGAGGAGGAGGCGUGGCGGUCCAGUCCUCCUCCACCUCCACCACCACAGCACAACCACCACCCAUCACUCUCCCGACUUUGGGGGAAGGAUAUGACGAAGACCACCACCACCACCACCACGACCACCACCACCACUAACACCUCUCCAAUGGCGGAGUAAUAUGCUAAUAUCGGCGAUAGUGAUGGCGGCGUUAGUGACCUGAAGCAGUAGCAGGAGGGGAGGAGGAGGAGGAGGAGGAGGAAGGAGGAGACAUUGGGUAGA
Molecule: messenger RNA, 1747 nt
Organism: Portunus trituberculatus (swimming crab)
Lineage: Eukaryota; Metazoa; Arthropoda; Malacostraca; Decapoda; Portunidae
Product: chordin-like protein 1
Exons: 9
Coding region: 1-1458 (485 amino acids)
Molecular function (GO): protein binding
Source: RefSeq, a predicted model, not a curated record